UUUUUCUCCAGACCUCGCCCUGGACUCUCCUGGCACUGACCACUUUGUUAUCAUUGCCCAGCUGAAGGAGGAAGUGGCUACUUUAAAAAAGAUGCUGCACCAGAAAGAUCAGAUGAUUUUGGAGAAGGAGAAGAAGAUCACAGAGCUGAAAGCUGACCUCCAGUACCAGGAAUCUCAGAUGAGGGCAAAGAUGAACCAAAUGGAGAAGACACACAAGGAGGUCAUGGAGCAAUUACAGGCCAAGAACAGAGAGCUCCUGAAGCAAGCAGCUGCCCUGUCCAAGGGCAAGAAGCCGGAGAAGCCGGGAGCAAUAACCUCCCCUUAG
Molecule: messenger RNA, 325 nt
Organism: Merops nubicus (carmine bee-eater)
Lineage: Eukaryota; Metazoa; Chordata; Aves; Coraciiformes; Meropidae
Product: protein FAM76A
Exons: 3
Source: RefSeq, a predicted model, not a curated record